CUCCCUUCGCCCUUUUUUCUGGAAUAAUAGAUUGCACCCGGUGCUCUUUUCUCGGGAUUAUUUUGUGGCUACAUUUCUCUAAGUCCUGUUUCAUGGUGCAGCAUCACAAGGAAUCUGUCAAUUGUCGUUUAUUUUUUUUUUUCUUUCUUUUCUCUUUUUUAAUCGGAAUAACGGUCACAUAAUAAGAAGACUCUCUGGGAGGAAUUUAAGUUCCCUUAAGUGCGUAAUUGGAGAUCACGGUGUGUAUGGUGGUAGUGUUACCAGUGCUCCUUUUAGAGCUGUUGAAGUUGUGCCUCUUUUCCUUUUAGUAAACGCUUAGUACCCUCUUUUUCCAUGGAGUAGAUUACAAGGAAAGACUUGAAAAGAGCACUUUCCUCCUCUAUCGCCUGGGACAAACAGGCGAAUCUGGUCUUCAGAUUCUCCGGAGGAUGGUAAAUGACCGAUGGGGAAUCAUGAACAGCUCUUCUGAACUCGAAGAUGGGACUCGGCAUAAAAACCAGACAUUCUGUGAGUGUGUGCCGAGCUCCUCCCAGCUCAAACACCGCUGGUCAGACUCAGAAACCGCCAGAGAGACCCCGCCCAAGAGGAUGAGCUGUAGCUACCUGCUCUGCACUAUCCUGCUCUUUGUGGCGGUGUUGCUGGCUGUCACUGUAACUGGAACCAUCCUCUUCAUGAACCACUAUCAGGCCCCACCUAUGUCAGAUGGCUUACCCCACAUCUCAACCAAUCAGGAUGAAGCCAACGCCCUGGUCACUGUGGAGAGGGGGGACGGCUCACGUAUCAACAUCUUCAUCGAUCCUAACUGUCCUGACUACAACAGCAACUUCUUGCGGCUAGAGGGCGUGCAGACCUCUCUGCUCCACUCAUUGACUGACCACGACUCAGACCUGAAGUCUGUGAAGGGCCAGGAUCGGGCUCUGCUCGUGAGCCUGGCUGAGGAGGUGGCCAAGUUGUCAGCCCACGCAGGGCAACUGAAAAUGGACUAUGAGUCUCUGCGCAGGGGUCAGGGCAGCCUGGGGCAAGACCUAAACACACUGCAGACUGAGCAGGGACGCCUCAUACAGCUGCUGUCGGACAGCCAGAUCAACAUGGUGAAAGUGGUGAACUCAGUGAGUGAUGCUCUUAAUGCCAUGCAGAAGGAGAAUGUGGGACUGAAGGCUCGUGUCAAGGCCGACUUGCAGAGGGCACCAGUCAGAGGGGCCCGUUUCAAGGGCUGCUCCAACGGCUCACGGCCCCGUGACUGCGGUGAUCUGUAUGCCAGUGGUCAGAGGGAGGAUGGCAUCUACUCCGUGUUUCCUAUUCACCACCCUGCAGGCUUCCAGGUCUACUGUGACAUGACCACAGACGGAGGAGGCUGGACUGUGAUCCAGCGCAGAGAGGAUGGCUCAGUCAACUUCUUCCGAGGAUGGGACUCCUACCGUGAAGGAUUUGGCAAGAUCACUGGUGAACACUGGCUCGGGCUGAAGCAGAUCCAUGCCCUGUCCAUCCAAGGGAACUAUGAGCUGCGUAUUGACUUGGAGGACUUUGAAAAUAGCACAGCAUACGCACAGUACGGCACCUUUGGAGUGGGCCUAUUCUCUGUGGACCCUGAUGAUGACGGAUACCCUUUGACUGUGGGAGACUAUUCUGGCAAUGCAGGUGAUUCUCUGCUGAAGCACAAUGGAAUGAAGUUCACCACCAAAGACAGGGAUAACGACCACUCAGAGAACAACUGCGCCUCCUUCUAUCACGGCGCCUGGUGGUACCGUAACUGCCACACCUCCAACCUUAAUGGCCAGUACUUGCGUGGGCAGCACACUUCCUAUGCUGAUGGCAUCGAGUGGUCCUCCUGGACUGGCUGGCAGUACUCCCUCAAGUUCUCUGAGAUGAAGAUUCGGCCCACCCGCGACCCCGAGGGCAAAUGAGAAAGUGAAAAGUUACGGGAGAGAAAAGAAAAAAAAAAAAAAGAAGAAAGCAUUCAAACAUUUUUAAAACAC
Molecule: messenger RNA, 1976 nt
Organism: Myripristis murdjan (pinecone soldierfish)
Lineage: Eukaryota; Metazoa; Chordata; Actinopteri; Holocentriformes; Holocentridae
Gene: fibcd1b
Product: fibrinogen C domain containing 1b
Exons: 8
Coding region: 429-1904 (491 amino acids)
Source: RefSeq, a predicted model, not a curated record